AUGAGUGGGUUAUUGAUCUUGAGUUCCCUAGCCAGGCGCUCGUCGCGCGCGCGCGCCUUGAAGCAUAAUGUUCUCGAGGUCGGGAACAUUCUGCAGUUUGGCGACGAGUGUCGGAAACAAAUCAAGGACUGCGGCGCGACGAUCCACUACAUGCCAUUUGAGAACCCGACCAACUUCGAUGGAUGGGUUGUUUGCAAGCCCUGCCCUAUUCAUGGCCGAACCGGCUCGGAGGCGGAUUAUAGCAGUUACCCGGUCGUUGACAUGGAUUUGGAGGGAAAUCUCGCCAUCAUCCAGAGGGGUCUGGACCAUGGUCCGCAAGAAGAGGACAUGGAGGCGUCGGGUCUUGACGUUGAUAUAUCGCAGCUCACUCUGGAGGGGGAGAAAGGUGAUUCCACUGACCCUAUCAAGGUGGACGUGCACUCGAGAGAGGGACGCAUUCGAUUCAAUCAUGGUGGCGAAACAUUCAAGAAAAAACCGGAAUCAUGGAGUGUGUUUACCAAUGACGAUGGCGAAGUGCAUCACAUCUUCGAGAGAAGGGGAAAAAUCAGCAGCGGUCACUCGACCCAUCGCCACAAUCCGCCUGAACCAGCCUCACGAUGCGGCCAGUCAGCCACCAGCAGCGCCUGUGGUACUACAGACGACCACAACGAGAGCGAUGGGGAACAAACAACUUCCUUCCCCGCACUAGAUGCUCUGGUUUCGCUUGGUCACAUUGGUUGCUAG
This is a messenger RNA of Sodiomyces alkalinus F11, 723 nucleotides long. RefSeq lists its product as hypothetical. Lineage: Eukaryota; Fungi; Ascomycota; Sordariomycetes; Glomerellales; Plectosphaerellaceae. Bases 1 to 723 code for a protein of 240 amino acids. The transcript is spliced from 4 exons. The record is from RefSeq and is a predicted model, not a curated record.